AUGGCUUGGUGGCGAAACGUCUCGAAGGGAUGUAAGCAAGUGAAGAGGUGGAGAUUUAAAUCUGCAUCAUUUAUUUUUAUUUUCGAGUCGGGAUGUUCGGACAAACUACUCAGUUAUGAGUAUCAAUGCCUUCCAAUUUCAUGCCUGGAAGUCUGUGGGAAGAAUCUUUUAAUUGGAACUGAUGACUGCAAGAUACACCACUAUUUGUUGAACGAAGAGAAGGAUGGCCAACAGAAAGUGCAAAUCAUCUGCACAAAACUGGGCUACAAAAGUUUCGAUUUGAAGAAACCAAUAGCUGGAAUACGAGCUAGUACAGCACUGAAAAGGAUCAUUGUACUGUGUGAUGGUACGCUCUUCCUUCUUAAUAUGCUCAAUUUGCAGGCUGCCAUUAAUUCAAUAACAGCCUGUCCAAUCAAAUUUGAAGAUCAAAAUGGUAAGUGCAUUCACCGUGAACAUGAACCCCACAAGCUGUGCAUUGGAUCAAAACGUAAGUCCGUUCAAGUUUACAAUAUGACGGAGGAGAAUAUGACGCUAAAGAUGGAUGGAUCUAUAGUGUGUGUAGCACUGAGUGGUGAAUAUUUGAUGGUGGAUGUUGCGAACGCUCAGGUGCAAGACCUCUUUACCUUUCCCCAGGUGCACGUCACACCCAUCGUUACACACGUUUCUCAGAUGACCACGGACAUAGAACUACAGGCUGGUUUCAUGGAGUUUAAAAAGAUGAACUUCUCAGAAGCCCGCAAACUUUUCCAAACUGCCCACCUCGCCCCCAUACAGUUGAUAGCCUUGUAUUCCAAACUACUACCUCAAAGUUCGACGGCUGCGGCAUCUACAGCGGCCACAACGGCGACAGAAACGACAUCUCAGACAUUCAGCACAACAGCGACCGCAACAUCAUCAUCAUCAUCAUCAAAAACAUCAUCAUCAUCAGUACUCAGCCUAGCAUCACCAACGUUUUCACCUUCACCAGACAUUUCUGAUGUAUACGCUUUGUGUGCCGGCGACGUUCAUCGGAUUGAGAAGUACGAAAGGUUUUUGUUGGAUUAUUUGAAGGAGGUAGUUGAUUUUGACAGCAGCAGCGGCAAGGACGACAACGACGUGGCUACUGACGGCGACUCAUUUCAACAGCUGCAACAUCGUCCACGGCAUCAGCAGCAUCAGAUGUUUACUGCCGGUACCAAUGCAUAUGUUAGAUGCUGUGAUUAUUUAAUGUCUUUGUCUGCUGGGGUCGAUGGUGUUUUCAUCAACACGGCUCUCGUCAAAUUAGUAUGCAAGUACGACCCCACCCAACUGCUGUCAAUCAUAAACAAGUCACGUGAUCAGUAUGACGUCACGGACUGCGUGAAGUACAUUAGGCAGAGUGGCAGGCACCAUUACGCCGCAUGUGCCCUCGUGAAGUACCACGAGUCUACUGCAACGAGUUCUGCAACGAGUACCGCAACGAGUACCGCAACGAAUAAUGUUGGCAACUUUAAAAGUGAUGGGGAUGAGGAGGAAGAUGGUGACGUUGGUGUCUGCGGUGGUUACGAGGAGCAGGCGGCUGGCAUCUGGAAGAAGUUGUGUGCGGGGGAGUUGAUGGAUGAGGCCUUCCCCGGCUUCAUCUACUUCGUCAACGUCCUCUCCAAGUCUAGCAAUAUGAAGUUGCUGUGGCGACAUGCCGGUUGGUGCCUGCAGAGGGAUCAAGGGGCUGCAGUCAAGAAUGAGUACCUACUGAAUGCCUCAAAUGCGUUAGGAGUGUUUGCCUUGAGUGAUGGCAUCUCCCUGAGGCCCCCUCUGCAGUGGAGCAUGUCGGUGGUGGGGGUCGUUUACAUGCACCCCUACAUCCUCGCCCUCAAUGAUGAAUUUGUUACUGUUCACUCAAGACCAGCUUCAAGGAAGAUAGUUCAAGGUGGAAUGAGUGAACUCUCAAAGAAGCAAGUCCACCAAGUCGUCAGCAGUAGCAGAUAUGAUAGGGACAAUCAUGAUGACGUCAGCAUGGAUAACCAUGGAGAUGAUGAUGAGGAUGGUGAUGGAGGUGAGGUGAUGAAAUAUGAUGAGGUGAUAAGUUUCUUGAAGAGGAAUGGCUACAACGAUGCGUUGCUUCUCUACCUGGAAGAGCUGGUGUCUGCCAGGAACAUCAAAGAAAGUCUCAACACACAGCUGGUUUUGUUCUAUCUAGAUAUUGUCAUAAAAGAACGACAACAGCAACUACAACAACAAUUGCCCCAACAAAAUCAGCAACAACAACAACACAACAUUACUCAGUUGAACGAUGUUUCUCCGAUAAGAAGAAAACUUCGAGACCUACUGCAGACUUCGACGACAUUCAACAUUCCUCAGACCUUGGCCAGGGUUAAAGAGGCAGAGCUCCACCAUGAAGAGGCUAUCUUGUAUGGAAAGAAGCCAAUUAUGGGCUUUUGUGGUCCUAAAAAUCACAAAAAUAAAACAAUUCCAAAAGAUAAUGGUAGCCAUUUCCAAAACUUCACACCAAAGUUUAAUACAAAAUUAGAAUGCAAGACAAUGGAGCAACAUAGCAAGGCACUGGACAUCCUGACGAGAAGGCUCAACGACUACGAAGCGGCUGAGAUGUACUGUGUGGCCAACUCCGAGAACAAGUCACCCGGCUUCAAAUGCAACCUCUUCCACGCUCUUCUCGAUAUCUUCCUUCAAGAUAAGGAUAUUUCAGAAAACGAGAGGAUGACGAGGGUUGUUGAUCUGCUGAAUGGUCAUCGCGGGGCAUUCGAUAUCGUCAAGGUUAUGGAUGCCCUCCCGAAACACUGGCCCUUUCAAAAAUUCAGCGACUUCUUCAUUCCAGCCAUUGCCAAGACCAAAUCCGACUGCAACCAGUCCCUCGUCGUCAUGAACCUGGCCAAAGGUGAGAACAUGCUCGUCCGCAAGCAGAGGAUCCAACUCUGCCGAAAGUUCGUCCUAAUGAGCGACGAUACGUUAUGUGCGGUGUGCAACAAACCCUUCAAAGAGCCCAUAUUCGUCUGCCAUCCAACAGACAACACCAUCACCCACAAGUACUGCCAGUAUAACUUGUCACCAUUAUCUUCGUCAUCACCACUACCACAGCCAUCAUCAUCUUAUCGCCGGUGA
Messenger RNA from Helobdella robusta, 3075 nucleotides. RefSeq lists its product as hypothetical. The coding region runs from base 1 to 3075 and encodes 1024 amino acids. Gene Ontology annotation, cellular component: membrane; cytoplasm. Gene Ontology annotation, molecular function: protein binding. The transcript is spliced from 21 exons. The record is from RefSeq and is a predicted model, not a curated record. Gene Ontology annotation, biological process: autophagy; vesicle-mediated transport; endosomal vesicle fusion. Lineage: Eukaryota; Metazoa; Annelida; Clitellata; Rhynchobdellida; Glossiphoniidae.